Molecule: messenger RNA, 3408 nt
Organism: Chlamydomonas reinhardtii
Lineage: Eukaryota; Viridiplantae; Chlorophyta; Chlorophyceae; Chlamydomonadales; Chlamydomonadaceae
Exons: 14
Coding region: 37-3147 (1036 amino acids)
Molecular function (GO): RNA helicase activity; nucleic acid binding; ATP binding
Source: RefSeq, a predicted model, not a curated record
CGCUGCACUGCAUGCACACGACCUCCCAAUAGCAAAAUGGAUGGGCAUGGCCAAAAACGUAAAUUCCCUUACCACAGCGACGUGCCAAGCUUUGAGGUGAAACAGAGCCGACCAGAAAGCCAUCCGGGGCGAGAGCAGAACGAUCCACGGGUCUUCCAGCAGCCGUCUUACAACUACUACGAUGCUCCCACCUCAAGUACAGACUUCACCAAGUGGACGCCGGAUGAGAUUAAGUCAUUCCUGGAUCGCCGUGGUGGCGACUUCGACGAUUGCAACACCUUUGAGCAGCUGGUGGAGCGCGCGGUGGAGGUGGAGAUCAACACCGGCCCCGCCGUGAAGCCCGGAGCGGAGGAGGCGCAGCAGGAGCUGGAGGAGUGGGAGCGGCAGGACUUUGCACAGGCCUGCGAGGACGCCGCCGCAGAGGCGGCGGCGGCAGCAGCAGCCGCGCAGCGGCGCGGCGCCGCCGCGGCGGCCGCCAGGCCGCACGCUGCUGCGCCAGCAGCUGCUGCUCCCGCGGCCACCGGCAAGGCCGGUGGUGCUGGUGGUGGUGGUGGUGAGGACGAGGAGUAUGACCCUCUGGAGGCCUUUAUGGCGGAGAUCAACAGCGAGGUGGCCGCCAACAAGCCCACCGCCAGCAAGGCCAAGCCGGACGCGGCGCUGGCGUGUGAUGAGGCGGCGGACCCUGCCACAGAGUACAUGGCGGUGCGCACGCCCAAAGCCGCCGCCGCUGCAGCCGCCGGGGGCGGUGGCGGCUAUGACAGCGACGAGGAGGUGUAUGCGGCGGCCAAGGCCAUCGAGGCAGGCGGCGGCGACGACGACGAGGACGACGCGGCGGCGGGGGGGCGGCGCGGCAUUGAGGCGCUGGCCCCUCUGGACCACACCGCACAGGUGUACGCCGAGUUCGCCAAGGACUUUUACGAGGAGGCGCCGGACAUCGCAAAGAUGACCGACCCGGAGGUGGCGGCCUACCGGCGCGAGCUGGAGGUCCGGGUGAGCGGCUUCGACGUGCCCCGGCCCGUGCGCUCCUUCGCGCAGUGCGGCUUCGACGCCGACCUCAUGGCUGCGAUCAAGAAACACGGGUAUGAGAAGCCCACGCCCAUACAGUGCCAGGCGCUGCCGGUGGCGCUGUCGGGGCGGGAUGUGCUGGGCAUCGCCAAGACCGGCAGCGGCAAGACGGCGGCGUUCGUGCUGCCCAUGCUGGUGCACAUCAUGGACCAGCCCGAGCUGGCCAAGGGCGAGGGGCCCAUCGGGCUGCUGGUGGCGCCCACCCGCGAGCUGGCGGAGCAGAUCCACAAGGAGACCCGCAGGUUCAGCAAGCCGUACGGCCUGCGUGUGGCCGCGGCCUUUGGCGGCCUGUCCAAGUACGAGCAGUUCAAGGCGCUCAAGGGCGGCAGCGAGGUGGCGGUGGCCACGCCCGGCCGCAUGAUCGACCUGGUCAAGAUGAAGGCCUGCAGCUGCGCCCGCGUCACCUACCUUGUGUUCGACGAGGCGGACCGCAUGUUCGACAUGGGCUUCGAGCCGCAGGUUCGCUCGCUGCUGGGCCAGGUGCGGCCGGACCGGCAGACGCUGCUGUUCAGCGCCACCAUGCCGCGCAAGGUGGAGGCGCUGGUGGCGGACGCGCUGGCCAGCCCCGUGCGCAUCACCGUGGGGGCCAUGGGGGUGGCCAACGCCGACGUCAUACAGACUGUGGAGCUGGUUCCUGACGACGACGCCAAGGCCGCCUGGCUGCGCGGCGCCAUCAGCGGCCUGGUGGACGAGGGCGAGGUGAUCGUGUUCGCGGGGCAGCGCCAGCGCGUGGAGGGCGUGGCGGAGGCGCUCAAGGCGGCGGGCGUGCGCGUGGGCGCCAUUCACGGAGAGAUGGACCAGUACACGCGUAUGGGGGUCCUGGACCAUUUCAAGAACGGCACCACACACGUGCUGGUCGCAACUGACAUCGCGGCACGUGGCCUGGACAUACGCACCAUCAAGACGGUUGUGAACUACGACGCCGCUCGCGACCUUGACACCCACAUCCACCGUGUGGGCCGGACCGGCCGCGCCGGGGACAAGGAGGGCCGCGCCAUAUCGCUGCUCACGCCCGGGGACGCGCGCUUCGCGGCGCAGCUGCUGCAGAGCCUGACGGCCGCGGGGCAGGAGGUGCCGCCGGCGCUGGCGGAGCUGGCCAUGCGGGACCCCAAGUUCCGCCAGGGCAACAGCCGGACAAAGGGCGGCCGCGGCGGCGGCGGCGGCAAGGGCCGGCGGCCUCAGGUCGGAGGCUCAGGCUUGGGCUUCGGGGCAGGCGGCGGCGCCGCCUCCGCCGCCACCGGCAGCUUCGCCUCCGGGCCCCGCGCUGCCGGAGCCACCGGCGCCAAGACCUUCGUGCAGCUACCAGGGUUCGCAAAAUCCACAGAAGACUACGAGCACGAACCCUCGGCGGCGGCGGGAGCGCCGGACCCAGCGCCGCCGCCGGCGCUACCGCCGCCGCCGCCGUUGCCGCCCGGCGGCGCCGUCGCCGCGGCGGCGGCCGCUGCCGGCGGCCCCGCGACCGGCAUGACCAGCCGGGCCGAGGUGGUGAAGAGCAUGCACGUUGGGAGGUUCAAAUCAUCAUUCGUGUCCUCGGGUACGACAGGUGGCGACCUGCACGCCGGGCCCACCAUCAUCAUGCCAAAGAGCAGUGCGUCGGCGGCGCCGGCGGCGCCGCCGCCCCUGCCCGUCACCGCUGUGCCGCACUACUUGCAGCAAGGAGGGUUCGGGGCCGGCGGCGGAGGCAGCCGCUUCGGCCCGCCACGCACAUUUGGCGCGGUGGCGGGAGGUGCGGGAGCUGCAGCUGCUGCCAGCUUUGGGGCGGGGUCAGGGCAGGAUGCUGGCGGUGGCGCCGGGGGCUACGGCGGCAGUGGGGGCUCAUCGUCAUCGUCGUACGGGGGUGGCGGUGGUAGCGGGGCCUCCUAUCGGAAUAUGCCGCCGCCGCCGUCGCUCAAUGCCGUGCCGCCGCCACGGAGCUUUGGUGGCGGGGGCGGAGGAGGCGGGGGAAGUCGGUUCGGGGCGCCGCCGGCAGCCGCAGCGGCGCCAGCCAUGAAUGCGGCCGCGGCGGCGGCGGCGAUUGCGGCGGCGCAGGCCAUCGCGGCGCGGCUGGCGGCACAGGCUCAGGGCGGAGCGCCGCCGCAAUGAGUUUGGAGGUCGGGGUAUAGGGGAUGCGCUGUUUGUGAUGUCGUGAUGUCGAGCGGGAGUUGCGGGACGGGAGGUGUGCCCGACGGCUGUAGUAGGACAUGGGAGCGCGGCGCGAUGGCCCGGGGCCGUGCGCUGCUCCCCUGCUCAGCGCUGCGACAAGGCUCUAAAAGGUGGAAGACCGACCCCGUGACCCUGACAGUCGUCAGUCGGUGCUGAUGCGACUGUCAACAAUGCCAUAGUGGUUCUCACAUCAGCAAUCUC